AAAUAGAAGCUAAAUCCUUGAGUAAAACUUUGUAUUUUCUAACACCUUUAAAUGUCGUUCAUGUGAUUAUGUUUGUUUACGCUUUUGCUAAAUUGUAUAUACAUAUAAAAUAUCAUUAAUCUUUAUCAUAAAUAUGAAAAUUUAAAAAUCGCUUGCUCUAUUGCUAGAUCUGACAAAAAACGGAACAAUGACAAAACAGGAGAGAACAGAGAACAAGGAGAAUAUCGGAGUCAAAAAUGAUCUUCCCAGAGGACAGAAGGAGAAACCUGUUCUCAAAGAGAAGUUCGCCCUGCAGAACAGGAACGGAAAUGACGGAAAGAUCUCUGAGACCAAAGUUCAGGGUGAGGUAAAGAACUUGCAGAGUACUCGGAUCUUAAAGUCAAAUACACCGAUCAAAUCAGAAGAAUCUGCUUUAAAGCCUGAAAAAAGGCCAGUCCUAAAACCCCGGAAUGAUGAUGUUCCAAGGGUUCCUUGGAGCACUCCUAUGGUAAAGGCUACUGCCAAGAAAUCCUACGCUAAAAGUAUCACAAUCCCGGAGCAAGUGCCAGAUCUAAGUGCUAAGAUUGCUACUCCUCCUAUCGCUAAAAAGGUUCCGGUAGAAACGGGGACAGUCCCAGCCAAGGCAGAGUUUCUAUUAUCGAGAAAAGGAAGGAGGCUUCCAAGGAACAGGAACGGAAUGAGUACCUGAAGAGUGUAAGGAAUGGUAAGUACUCGUUCCAGAACUCCGACGGAUCCCUGGCGCAGCAGACGAGAAGUAUUCCUGUAUCUAGAGUAUCAGCGGAACCAAAUAUAAUAAUCAACUCUCCACAGAGGUUUGAAGAAAGGAGAUACAAUGAGAUCAUGCCAGAUAUUCGUGGGUUUAACCCUGUCUUUUCUGGACCACCUCAGCUCUUUGCAGUGCUUGAUAAUAGUGGUAGAGAGGAACAGUGCUGGCCGAGGGAUGAGUUCAGAGUUACGGAGAAUAAUGUUAGUUUGGCUGGAUCUCUGUUCUCUCCUAGGUUUUCUAGUACUACUCAUGAUAUCUUCUCUUCAGGACUAUAUUCUCCUCCUCAGGUAUACGUUUCACUGCUAACAACAGUACCCUGGUAUACCUGGUGGAUGUGGCUGGAGCUAGAACUACAUCAGAUAUGUUCCACGAUCUCUACGAGAACAACGUCGCUGAGACCCUCUUCAGGGAAUCAUGUAAACAGAAUCUGGAGGAUAGUGUGGACUGUUCUCUAGAGCUCAGUAAAGCUCAGUAUUGGAGAAACUAUAAGAAAGAGGAUUGCUGGGUCUUUGGACAGAUCCAUAUACAACAGAAGCCGGACGGAUUAACUGUUGUGGAACGGAGAAAUGACAAAAUGUUCAUCCUACUCAAGUCUAGUCCAUCCACUGGGAAGGUAAGGUUGGGAAACAAGUUCGCCUCAAUAACCGCUUGUCUGGGAGAUCAGAGUCAUAUCUUCAUCAAGGCUCAGGAGAGGAGGAUGCACUACAAUGGACAGAACUCCGUCUUCACUGUCAGGUACAGGGAGUCCCAGUUAUAA
Molecule: messenger RNA, 1523 nt
Organism: Eurytemora carolleeae
Lineage: Eukaryota; Metazoa; Arthropoda; Copepoda; Calanoida; Temoridae
Exons: 6
Coding region: 1128-1523 (131 amino acids)
Source: RefSeq, a predicted model, not a curated record